This is a messenger RNA of Acanthoscelides obtectus, 435 nucleotides long. NCBI's taxonomy places the organism in Eukaryota, Metazoa, Arthropoda, Insecta, Coleoptera, Chrysomelidae. The record is from the annotation of a GenBank genome assembly.
AUGACUGCGGGACCUCAACUACGGCGGGAAGAAGACGUCGCGACUACCAACCCAGGUGGAAAGAAGACGACGGGGCUACAGACCGCGACGGAAAGAAGACUCGGGGACUACGAACCAUGGCGGAAAGAAGACGACGGAACAACGGUGGAAGAAGACGGGACACCAACCAAGGUGGGAAGACGACGGCAUCACAGCGGAAAAAAGACGGCAGUUCCACGGCGAGAAGAAGACCGGACACCAACCAAAGUGGGAAGAAGACGACGGGAUCAUGGCGAAAAGAAGAGUACAGGAUUGUGGUCCAAACGGCAUGAAGAAGACGACGGAACAACGGCGGGAAGAAGACGGGACACCAACCAAGGUGGGAAGAAGACCACGGCAUUACGGCGGAAAGAAUACGACGGCAUCACGGCGAAAGAAAACGGGAUACCAUCCUAG